Anoplophora glabripennis (Asian longhorned beetle) is the source of this 6694-nucleotide messenger RNA. RefSeq names its product general transcription factor 3C polypeptide 1. The coding region runs from base 49 to 6630 and encodes 2193 amino acids. Gene Ontology annotation, biological process: 5S class rRNA transcription by RNA polymerase III; transcription initiation at RNA polymerase III promoter. The record is from RefSeq and is a predicted model, not a curated record. Gene Ontology annotation, cellular component: transcription factor TFIIIC complex. The transcript is spliced from 22 exons. Gene Ontology annotation, molecular function: DNA binding. NCBI's taxonomy places the organism in Eukaryota, Metazoa, Arthropoda, Insecta, Coleoptera, Cerambycidae.
UGAUGUAAAUAUACUGUAAUUUGCGAAUUUGCUGCUUCCUUUUAAAAAAUGGGAAAAUCUAUCGAACAAAAAUAUUCCGACGUAAGCCAUCGAAUAAUCAAAAAAUCGGUUAAAAAGGAGAAGCACGUUAAAAAGUCGCCUAGGGACGUAAUAUCGAUCAAAAGGAAAUUACCUUCCAUCGAAGACAACGACCAACCGAGCGUCAAAUUAGUCAGAACCGAAAAUGUAGGUGCUCGAGAAAAGCCUGCGCUUGAUCUAUCUCAGAUCACACUUAAAAACCAGGAUGAAGUAAACUGUUCUCAAAUUUACGCAGCGCAUUGUUGUGGUUGUGUCCGUUUGGAAAUUACCGACAGCAAUAGCAGGGACUUAUUUUUACAUGAUGAACUAUCCGAUAGCUAUGAGAACUACAUAAACAAUGAUUUCGGGUUUCAAAUCGUGGAUGAAAUAAGCCUAGAGGGCCUUGAUGGAAUUACGAUCGAAGCUUUCUGGAAACGUCUGUCAGUAGGUUUCAAACGAAUGACUUAUAUUAGCGAUGACUUGAAACAGUCUAUUUGGAGGCUUAUUUGCAGCAAGAGGAAUUUACAGUUUUUCAAAUUGCCUAAUCCACGGGGCGUGCUUGACAUAUACGACCGUUUGAAAUACCUCGAUGCAGACAUCGGAGUAGUAAUGGAACUAGCUUUUGAACUGCCUGACAUUUACCCUCACGAAUUGGUGAAUGAUGACGAUGUUCAAGGAUCAUGUUCGACGUUUAAGACUAGGACCGAUAUAACCAUGGAAGUUAAGGAUUUGGAUUUAAAAACUGCGGAGCAAAAGUUUGGCACUAGUCUGGCGAUAGUUGCCAAUCAAACGUUGAGGAAGAAAGCUUUAAUUUGGGAAUCCGCCGACCCCAUUGCCGAACUAGUGAACAUGGAGUACUGUAUCCUCGAACGAAUAGGCAGGUCGAGGCGACACGGCGAGCUGACCCAAGGCAACAUGUCCAUAGGCUCCCACUUCAAGAUGGACCCGAAGUCAGUGUACCACUACAAGAAACAACUGGUCCAAUACGACCUCUUGGCGAAACAGUUCUUUUACAUAAAAUCCGCGGUCAUCGAUCAGAACAAGACGGGGAAAUUGCUCCACUUGAAACGGUUCUAUCACAAGAUCAAGCCCAAACAGCUGCUCCUCGCCGAACAGAUCGUCAACGUGAUGAAGGAACGACCCGAUUGCAGGAUAGAAUUCAGCGAACUGAAGAAGAUAUUCGAGGAGUUCGCGCAGCCCGUGGCGAAGGUCAUCAAAUCUCCCGAGUUUCGUAAAUACAUCAAAACGGAGCUUGUUUGCUACAGAGAUAUUUAUCCAAACGCUGAGAAAACAGAGUACAUGCGGAAAUCGAAACCCAUAGAAAAGUUUAUUAAGUGCGUGGAGCUGAUCAACCCUCAUGUUAAUAUCACGGCGAGCUGGAGUACGGAUCAGGACGAUUCUGACGAUGACAAUGACGACGGGGAAGAGGAAAGCACAGGGGGUAGAAUACACAACAUGGAAUGUUUCAAGGAGGUGUACUACCACAUAAUGGGUAAGGGUAAAAACGGUUGUACCUCACAAGAGAUCCAGAAGUUGAUGGGGGUGGACAGCAACACCAUAAGGAUGUGCAUGAAGAAGCUGGUCACUAGUAACAUCGUCACUGUCAAGAAGUUCGAUCAAGGCAAACAGCGGCACCUUAUAUAUUACGCUAGAUUCUUAGAACCGGAGAACGUUAGGGUAAAGGAAGACCCACAACCGCCAAAACCGACAAAUAACGUUUUAGAAAAACUUAAGCAGCGUCAGAGAGCUGCCAUAGAAAAAUCGAACCAAACUCCCGCAGGAAAAGGUGAAGCUUCUAUAAAAACAAUGUUGGAUUUUAAUUGGAACUUGGAAAGAAUCGUUCCUAAAUUAACGUGCCAUUUUUUCAUAAGAAAUCUUCAGAAUUUAAUUUGUUCAGAGAAAGAUACGUCGAUAAUUACCGAGUUUAUUCCCAUGGAAAAGAAUUUCCUUGUAAAAUUGAACACUCGGUUUCCUAAAACCGACUGGAUAUUCGAGAUUAACAAAGUGUUGAACGAAAUCAGCUGCGACAUCAUCGUGAAGGAAUUUAAGGCCAAUUUAAACCCGGACUCCGUAAUAACGCCGAAAAACGACACAAACUACUUGACCAAAUUGAUCCUACUGAAAGCCUCGUUCGGCGAUAUCGCGAUAAACGCAACCACCUUGAACUGUUUCACACGUAAACGUCAACAAGUGAACGUACCGGUGCUGUCGGAUAUGGACAGGGGGAAAUCGAAAAUGGGCAACACCAAGUUACAGUACAUGGGUGCUGAACCCAUGACCGUCUUUAACGAUAAGGACAACGGCGUUUGCGUAGAAAUUUCCGUUUCUACGCCGCCUCCCGCUUUUAAAAACGACGUUAAUUAUCCCAAUUCUAAGGAUUUAUCGGAGCGGGUGGUGUCUAGGAUAAGGAUAAUCCUGAGGGUUGUCUACGAGAAGAAAAUUUUCGAGGAAGUGUUCAAGCUGAUCAAGGUCGUCGAAGAGGAAGAGUUGAAAGAAGGGUACACGAAGAAAAUGGACAGAAAAUCCUUGUCCAGGAUCCUAAAGCGACUAGUAGAUGAAGGGUACCUAAAAAUUUACAAGCUAACGAUUUCCGAUGACAAAUUAACCAAAGUCCAGACCUUUGUAUGUCACCCGUCCAUCAACCACACCGACAGCCUGAUUAUGUCCGCGUGCCAGCAGCUGAAGUGGAAGUACUUCGUCGGCGCCCACAAAAAGUCCACAAAGACCAACGUACCGACGAUCCAGAAGAACUUGGAGGCGAAGAUACAGAAGACGGUGUCGCCAUUCAACCAGUCGGACGUUAUGAGCAGCGUCUUGGAACUGAAGGAGCUGAACAGGCUGAAACGGGCCGAGGCCACCUACAAGCCUAGCCGUCUUGCGGGUAAAACGUAUGGUUUCAAGCCCAAGUUCAUAAGGAUGCGUAUAAUCCACGAGUUCCUUCACUACCUCAUUUACGCCUACGAUAGGGACACCAAACCGCUAACGGAACUGGAGGUGGAGAACUUGUUCGAGAGCUACCGGAUAAACGUCACGAAGGAAGACCUGAGGCAGAUCCCCAGCGUCUACUGCAGCGACAUCAACUGGAAGAUGUUCAUCCCCCCCUUACCGCAUCACGGAGGUUGGAUGGCGGGGUGGGCGUUGAUGUGCGACAUAAUCUUAAGGUUGCCCAUCUCGGUGCUAUGUAAGAUCCACAACGUGGCGUACGACGUGCCCGAACUCCUAGAGAUCCUCAAUCACUCCAUAAAACGGUUUUAUUUGGUGAAGGACUUGCCGGAAGGGGUGCGCAUGGCGGUGCUCUCCAAACGUAAAUACCUCUUCAACAUACACGAUUCGAUGUGCAGGCUCGCCUGGUGUGGACUCGUCCAGUUCGGGCCGCAGAAGUACAAGGAGAAGGAUCAGGUGUUCAUAUUCCUGAACCGGAUGGCUUCGCUGUACGACACCGUUUCCAGCGAGCCCGCUUACAACAAGAUCACCAACAAGGAGUACAGGAAGCUGGCAUUCUACUUCAACAGCCAGGCCGAUAUUGAUAGUUACUGGUACAACGCGUACGGGAUAUGUUUAAGUACGAAACUGAACUCAAAGCAAGGCGGUCAGCUGGUGACGAUUUUUGAUCCCCAGUCCAGACCCGAACUGAUCAAGGCCCUGAAAUCAAAGACGCCCGAAGAAGCCUUAAAGGAUGACAACGGCGAGAUACCGGGCGACAAGAGAGGCGCCUCGGGAUUCGACUCAUCCCUAUGGUCGCACAUAAUGAAGAACUGGUUCUGGGCACCGAACCAGAAAAACGCGGGAAACAAACCUGCGCUCAGCCCAGGCCUGCGGAAAGAAAAACUAGAAAUGGUCCUUCCGAAGAACUUAUCGUAUAACGAGCUAAACACGAUCGGGCAGACCAACAAAAUCUACCUCCACAAAACCAAGGAGGGUAAGGAGACGAAGCCGAAGCUGAGGAAGUACGUUCACGUCCCGUUGAAACCGUCCAAAACCGUCCAGAAAAUCACCAGGCGGAUCCCGUUCAGAGCGAAGUUCGCCAAGAGGCAGUACACCGAUCCCCUCGACAAAGUCAUCCUCAAAAGGAUCGGGGUCAACGUGAGGGUCAAGUGGAACCACAAAGAAGACAGGGUGUUGCUGUUGAGCCUGGCGGCUUGCAUAUUUCUGAACCCGAGGUUCCCUAGGAAACAGUCCGUGCCGUAUAGUGUCGUACGGGACGUUUUACACAGGCUAAACCCGGAUAGCAGGAACAAAACUUCAAAGGCGGUCCAGCGUCGGAUGAAGAUCCACCUCGCCCCAAGGCACCGGUACCUAGAGGACAACGUGUUGAACCUACUGGAGUUGAAACCGAUUUCCGAGUACUUCACGACGUUGGUGAAUAAUUUAACGAACGAGAAGAGCAGUCACAAGUCCGUCAAGUACACCGAAGCUCAGUUAUCGACGGCUUACAUCAUACUGAUGUCUUACCUGGUGAAACACCAACAAGACAUCGAGAAUAUUCUUCAAGGUAACUUGAUGAACAUCGACUAUUUAACUGGGGAUCGUCUAGAUAGCACGAAGAAGAAUGUGGUGCCCCUAGAAGAAGGCCUUCUGAAAUAUAAAGACGUCGAAAAUGAAGACGACAUCAAACGGGACGUUUUGAAAUCCGUUAUUCACAGUUCUCUGGGAUGUACGAACAGACCAGGUUGGACCUUCCAGUUAUUCAAAAUCUAUCAGAAAUACUCCGACAACCUAAUCUGCGAAGCCUUGGCGGAGCUAAAACGCACCCAGGCGAUAUCUUUCAAUAAAUUCGUGACGAAAAAGGCGAAAAACCGUUGGCACACCCCCUUCCAGCUAUCCAAUUUAUACGUAAUUUCGCAAUCUAGUACUUUCAGCAACACCACCGCGAUCGAGGCCUACAAGACCUUCUUGAAUUUGAAGGAAAAUAAGAAAUUGCUCGACUUUUCACAAGAAACGAUAGAAUCGAAGAAGUACGGGCAACUUUUGGGACUGAACGAGUUUUGUUCCUUCUGGGACAAGGUACGGUUUAACUUCUACCUGCCUCGGACCAUGGUUAUAUUGAACCCGCACGUUAAAGACCACGGCGAGCUGGUGGAUGAACUGGCGGCGCGUUGGCUAGCAAAACUGAAAAAAAUGUUUCAGGACAACACCGAGACGGAGUUAGAACAGGACAACGAUGGCGAAAACAGAUCGAAAUCGCACGACUACGACGGACCUUCCACGUCAAAAGAAGAAGAAACGAUAUCGGACCAAAGACACACCAUCACUUUAAAUGACAACCAGAACAACCCGUUAGAUUUGACGGUCGAUGACGGCAACUCGGAAACGAUCGAUCGCCUGAAAACUUGGUUGACGGACUGCAUGGAAACCGAACAGGAAAGGCGAAGCCCAAGUCCCGAGUUUAUGCAAUUCGUUACGGCAGACGAGGCGGAAUCCGGCCCAACAAACACGGAAGUUCAAACGGAUCACCACGAAAGCUACGACGAGGUGGACAAGAUAAAUAUGUACAACGUGAAGAAGAUUCUUACCAAAGAACAGAUUCCCACCUUGGAGGAAAUAAAAGAAGGCAUGCUGAGAUACACCCCACCGAGCGAGGAGAGGAUAUUAAUCCCGUACAUAACGGACCUCUGUUUUCUGCUGACCAGAGACUAUACGGACUUGAACACGGACGAGGAGAAGAUAGAACGUUUGAAGAACCACUUCAUCACUCAGUACGCGGUUCUGGAAGACGUCGUAUUGGGGGAAGCAGAGGAAUUACCGGAGUUUUACAUGGUGGAGUACAUACAAUCCGGUUUGAAGAACAAGCGGUUGUGGGAGCGGAUAAAGAGUAAAUUGGUGAUCAAAAAGCCGAGCGGUAUGUCUGCGGUGUACCGAUUGUUAGAAGAAAACAACGGCAGGCAGGCAGAUUUUUAUUUAGCCAACCGGAUCGUUGAUUUCAUAUUCGAGAGAAAAUCUUUGGGAGUCGCAGGACCAGAACUUAAGGAGGAAUUCGGAUAUUUGGAGCGGAACUGUUCGCUGGAGACAAUCCUACAGGCACUGGUGGACUCAAGGAUAUUACUCCGCACCGGGGUGUGUUCAUUGACAUUCGUGCAUCACUUGCACCAGUCACCGUGGCUCGUCGAGACGUUCACCUUGUCCAACGACGAACAGAAAUUUUUAGAGGAAAAAGCCUCGUCCCACGCAAACGUCAAGGAGAAAAUAGACAAGCAGUUGCAAGAGAAAACUUUGAUCAGCAUAUCCGUGAUGCCUUGGAUUAAAGUCGACGGGACGUUGAACGAAGAAACCUUUAAAAUAUGGCUUUGCAACGUCUUGUCGCAUUGUCUGAACUGCCCGAAAAUUAUGUUUAUGAAGCUGUGCGAGAAGUUUUGUUACGUAAAACCCGUCGAUAUUUAUUUCCUGUUGGAAGCGCUACAAGAACUAGGCUGCGUGGAACUGUUUAUAUACGAGCACAAUGACCAAGGGUUAUUCUCGGAUUGGGAACAUAUUAAAGAACGGAACGCCACGUUUUUAGACCACUUCGAGAACAUGUACGUACUCCCGAACAAUGCGUCAAUGACGUGCAUGGGUUCCUUUUUCUAUGAGGAAUAAAUAAGUUUAUUUACGCUGUUGCCUUUAUACUGUUAUUCGUUUAAUAAAAAAACUAUCGGACGUU